Messenger RNA from Neopsephotus bourkii (Bourke's parrot), 1108 nucleotides. It is a transcript of the gene ELMOD3, whose product is annotated as ELMO domain containing 3. The record is from RefSeq and is a predicted model, not a curated record. The transcript has 10 exons. NCBI's taxonomy places the organism in Eukaryota, Metazoa, Chordata, Aves, Psittaciformes, Psittacidae. The coding region runs from base 18 to 1076 and encodes 352 amino acids.
CCCUCUCCCCGCAGGGCAUGAGCGGAGGCGCCGGGGGCUCGGAGCGGCCCGAGGAGCUGCAGCGGUUCCCCCCACCCGGCAAGUCCCUCCCCCUCUCGGCUCUGCGGCAGAACGGGCUCCUGCAGGCGCUGGUGCAGGGAGCGGAGCCGCCCGCGGGUGAUGAGAUCAGUGAGGAGCUGCAGCGAGCGCGGGAGGAAUGGGAGGCUGUGGAGGAGAUCCAGUCAGGGCUCGGGGGGACACCGGCGGUGCCCACAGCCCCCAUCUCCUUCCGGGAAGCGCUGCGGUUCUUCGAGACCUCCGAGCUGGGCGAGUGCAGGAGGAACCUGCGCCCACCCCGGCGCAGGCAGGGCCUGGCCGCUCUGCUCCGCUUCCUCUUCGGGCCCCCCCGGCUCCAGCCGCAGCUGCGGGGGGAGCAGGAGCUGGCCCUGGCCAUGGCCCAGUGUGCCUUGGAUGACAACGAGAGCGUGCACAUGAGGAUCCUGCAGACCAUCUACAGGAAACUCACCCGCUCCCACCUGGGCUGCCCACGCUAUGGAGCGCACUGGGAAGAGCUUGGGUUUCAAGGCACAGACCCCGGGACAGACCUGCGAGGCACAGGGAUGCUGGCCUUGAUGCAGCUGCUCUUCUUCGUCAUGGACCCUCAGAUGCUGCCUCUGGCUCUGGACAUCUUCAAACUGUCCCAGCACGAAACCCAGGAAUUCCCCUUUGGCAUCAUGUCCGUGAACAUCACCCGCAUCGUCCUGCAGGCCCUGCGGGAGGAGCGGCUCUCCCGGGAGUGCAACCGCCGGCAGCAGGUCAUUGCUGUGCUCAACGACCUCUAUGCAGCCGCCUUCCUGCGGCUCUACUGCGUCUGGAAGGGGCAGCACAAGACCAUCGCCGACUCCUGCUUCCUCCUGAAGGAGCUGGAGUUAUCCACCAAAAGGAAGCCGAAGCAGCUCCUGAAGUCCCUGGAAGCCUUCGUGAACCGUGGCCCCACAGCCGAGGGUCCUGACCCCGCAUCCCCUCCAUCCCCAUCCAGCCGGGAGCUCAGCUUCACCGGUGUGUGUGACCUGGAGGGUGAGCCCCGGCUCGGCUGAAACACCAGGAGAGGAUCCAUAGGGAGAGCCUG